UCGAAUUCAUUAAACCCUACACGACCUUAGCAAUAGACUUCUCCUCCUGCUCCAUCUUCUUCAAAGCCGCAAAGACACCGUCAAAUCCUCUGGCUCUUCAUCUCUUGAGACAACACCUUCAAGUGUUUCCUCGGAAUGUGUUUCUCCGUUUUGUCUUGAAUCACAACAGUUCUUGUCGAUUUUGUGUAAUGGCAACCGAGAGUGGAAAAAGUUUUGCAAGGAGGGACCGUCUGUUGGAGAUAGAGAAGAAGGUCAGCGGCUGGUGGGAUGAGAAAGAUGUUUUCCGGGCUGAACCUGGUGAAGGGACUCCUAAACCAGGCGAGAAGUUCUUUGGCAACUUCCCAUUUCCGUAUAUGAAUGGGUUCUUGCAUCUUGGACAUGCAUUCUCACUUUCCAAGCUUGAAUUUGCUGCUGCUUUUCACAGAUUGAAUGGGGCUAACGUGCUCCUUCCUUUUGGCUUUCACUGCACCGGUAUGCCUAUUAAGGCCUCAGCAGAUAAGCUUGCAAGGGAGAUCCAAAAGUUCGGCAAUCCACCUGUGUUCCCUAAAGAGGUAGAGUCAGUAGAAUUGCAACCAGAGCCUGAGGAUGCAAAUGCUGGUCAACCACCAGAUAAGUUCAAGGGAAAAAAGUCUAAGGCUGUGGCAAAAUCAGGUGGACAGAUGUUCCAAUGGGAGAUUAUGCGCAGUGUUGGGCUGUCCGACAGUGAGAUAGCAGAGUUCCAGAAACCAGAAAAAUGGUUGACUUACUUUCCACCACUGGCCAUGGAAGAUCUGAAGGAUUUUGGCUUGGGAUGUGAUUGGAGAAGAUCGUUUAUUACAACAGAUAUGAAUCCAUAUUUUGAUUCUUUUGUGCAGUGGCAGAUGAGGAAGUUGAAGGACAUGGGGAAGAUUGUCAAAGAUAAAAGAUACACUGUAUACUCUCCCUUGGAUGACCAGCCAUGCGCAGAUCAUGACAGGGCAAGUGGUGAAGGUGUGCAGCCCCAAGAUUACACUCUUAUAAAGAUGGAAGUGAUGCCUCCUUUCCCGCCUAAAUUCAAAGCAUUAGAGGGAAGAAACGUGUUUCUAGCUGCUGCUACAUUGAGGCCCGAGACAAUGUAUGGACAAACAAAUGCAUGGGUACUGCCUGAGGGCAAGUAUGGAGCUUUUGAAGUGAAUGAUACCGAUGUCUUCAUCCUGACAGAGAGAGCUGCCCUUAACCUCGCCUAUCAAGGCUUCUCAAAGACCCCCAAGCAACCUAGUUGCCUGGUUGAGCUGACUGGUUAUGAUCUGAUUGGUCUACCAUUGAAGUCUCCACUUUCCUUCAACAAGGUCAUUUAUGCGCUUCCCAUGUUGACCAUUCUGACAGACAAAGGUACAGGGAUCGUGACCAGUGUGCCUAGCGAUGCCCCUGAUGAUUACAUGGCAUUGCAGGUUUUGAAAGCGAAACCAGCUUUCAGGGAAAAGUAUGGCGUGAAGGAUGAGUGGGUAGUGCCUUUUGAUAUUAUACCCAUAAUCAAUAUUCCAGAAUAUGGUGAUAAGGCUGCUGAAAAGGUUUGCAUGGACCUGAAAAUUAAGAGCCAAAAUGAGAAAGAGAAGCUUGCUGAAGCUAAGAGGUUGACAUACUUGAAAGGAUUUACUGAUGGAACCAUGCUUGUUGGAGAAUGUGCAGGGAGGAAAGUCCAAGAAGCAAAGUUAUUGAUAAGGACCAAGCUCAUUGAGACAGGUGAGGCAGUUAUGUAUAGCGAGCCUGAGAAGCGUGUCAUGUCAAGGUCUGGUGAUGAAUGUGUUGUGGCUCUAACAGACCAAUGGUACCUCACAUAUGAUGAUCUUGAAUGGAAGAAAUUGGCUGAGGAGUGCUUAUCCCAGAUGAAUCUCUACACUGAUGAGACAAAACAUGGCUUUGAGCAUACUUUGGGCUGGCUAAAUCGGUGGGCUUGCUCACGAUCUUUCGGGCUUGGUACGCGCAUUCCAUGGGAUCCAGAUUUUCUUGUUGAGUCAUUAUCUGACUCCACUAUUUACAUGGCUUAUUACACUGUUGCCCACUUUCUACAUAAUGAGGACAUGUAUGGUUCUAACAAGACCCAUCCUAUUAGACCUGAGGAAAUGACUGACGAUGUCUGGAAUUUUAUCUUCUGUGAUGGUUCAUACCCAAAAUCAUCAAAAAUAGAACCAUCUAUUCUUAAUAAGAUGAAACAGGAGUUUACAUAUUGGUACCCGUUUGAUCUUCGAGUCUCUGGAAAGGACCUCAUUCAGAAUCAUCUGACAUUCUGCAUCUUCAACCACACAGCAAUCAUGGCCAAGCAUCACUGGCCACGCGGAUUCAGAUGUAAUGGACACAUUAUGCUCAAUUCAGAGAAGAUGUCUAAGUCCACAGGAAAUUUCAGGACACUGCGUCAGGCCAUUGAGGAAUUUUCUGCUGAUGCUACUCGGUUCAGUCUAGCUGAUGCUGGAGAUGGUGUGGAUGAUGCUAACUUUGUAUUUGAGACUGCAAAUUCUGCAAUCCUUCGCCUCACUAAAGAGAUUGCAUGGAUUGAAGAGGUUUUAGCUGCAGAGGUAUCCUUGAGAACAGGACCACCAUCUACUUAUGCUGAUCGGGUGUUUGAAAAUGAAAUAAACAUUGCUGUUUUAACGACAAAGAAGAAUUAUGAAAAAUGCAUGUUUAGAGAGGCUCUAAAGACUGGAUGCUAUGAUCUCCAAGCUGCCAGAGAUGAGUACAGGUUAUCUUGUGGAAGUGGGGGCAUGAAUCGUGACUUGGUAUGGCGUUAUAUUGAUGUGCAGACACGGCUUAUCACUCCUAUCUGCCCACACUAUGCUGAACAUGUUUGGAGGGAGCUUCUGAGGAAGGAUGGAUUAGUUGUGAAUGCUGGCUGGCCUACAGCUGAUUUUCCGGAUGAAACUCUUAAGGCUUCCAACAAGUACUUGCAAGAUUCAAUUGUUUUGAUGAGGAAACUUCUUCAAAAGCAAAUCAUGGGUUCAAAGAAAUCCAAUAAGAAGGGAGCUCCUGCUGCAACACUAACUGAAGAGAAGAUUACAGGUUUGAUAUAUGUGAAUGAGCAGUUUGAUGGAUGGAAAGCAGAAUGCUUGAAUAUACUUCAGAGCAAAUUUGACAGAAACACAGGUACUUUUGCACCAGAAGGGGAGAUAUUAGAGGCACUGCAAAAAAGUUCGGUUGGUCAAGAUGCAAACUUUAAGAAAGUGCAAAAGCUUUGUAUGCCUUUCUUGAGGUUCAAAAAGGAAGAGGCUAUUGCUAUUGGGGUUCAAGCCUUGAAUCUGAAGCUUCCGUUCGGUGAGAUUGAGGUUCUUCAGGAGAACUCAGACUUGAUCAAGAGGCAAAUUGGUCUGGAGUUGGUGGAAAUAUUGUCUGCAAAUGACCAUGAUGCUAGAGCCAAAGCUGGUAGUUUUUCCUCUCUGUUGGAUCAAAAUCCUCCUUCUCCUGGACAGCCAACUGCCAUCUUUUUGUUGAGCAACAGGUAGUUACAACGGUGCAUGGAAAUAUGGUUUAGAGGUUUUUCAUUACUUGAUUUCAAAGCUGAUGACUUUCCCAUACAAGUUACUUUGAAGAAGCUCCGGGAUGCAGAGUUCUUUCAAGAAAUUUGCUCCUGGAUUUCAGUUAGUUGUAAAAGGAGGUCUGUUAUUGCAUUAACUGUCUCCUUUUGUUGUCUAAGAUGCUGUGUUCCUCUUGUUGGUUUCUACAAACUAGAUAUAGAUGUUUUGGGAAUUCAGAGAUGGUUUUUCUUCCAUUAUAAGUAUUCUCUACCCUUGUGUUUUCCUGGUAAUGCAUUUUCUCUAUACAAUUAUAAAUAUUGAGUCUGUUAGGUUAUAUUGUAUUUCUGUUCUCAGUAAUUCUCAUUUCAAAUCUAUCUUGAUCAGGAAUUGUGUCACGAACAAACUGCUGAUUGUUUGAUGGAUGAAUUUUGAAAAACUUUUAUUUUUUUA
Messenger RNA from Populus trichocarpa (black cottonwood), 3914 nucleotides. Its product is annotated as leucine--tRNA ligase, cytoplasmic. Lineage: Eukaryota; Viridiplantae; Streptophyta; Magnoliopsida; Malpighiales; Salicaceae. Gene Ontology annotation, biological process: leucyl-tRNA aminoacylation. The transcript has 3 exons. The coding region runs from base 189 to 3452 and encodes 1087 amino acids. The record is from RefSeq and is a predicted model, not a curated record. Gene Ontology annotation, molecular function: ATP binding; aminoacyl-tRNA deacylase activity; leucine-tRNA ligase activity.